Molecule: messenger RNA, 501 nt
Organism: Carya illinoinensis
Lineage: Eukaryota; Viridiplantae; Streptophyta; Magnoliopsida; Fagales; Juglandaceae
Product: ethylene-responsive transcription factor 3-like
Exons: 1
Coding region: 1-501 (166 amino acids)
Biological process (GO): regulation of DNA-templated transcription
Molecular function (GO): DNA-binding transcription factor activity; DNA binding
Source: RefSeq, a predicted model, not a curated record
AUGCCCGUGGACGCGCUUCCCGUCUCCGGAACACCGACAGGAGAGACACAGUCUCCGUUUCCAGCGCCGGGGAAGCGCAUGGCAGCUCAUUUCAGGGGCGUCCGCAAGCGCCCGUGGGGCCGGUUCGCGGCCGAGAUCCGAGACCCGUGGAGGAAGACCCGUAAGUGGCUCGGCACCUUCGACACUGCAGAAGAGGCCGCCUUGGCCUACGACGAGGCCGCUAUCAGCCUCCGAGGCAUCAAGGCCAGGACCAACUUUGGCCUCCACGGCAUCGUCAUCACUCCUCCCGUCGUUACCGGUGACUCUGGUGCAAGGGAGUUUUUUGGCUGGAGACCCUCGCCGGGCUACGUAUCAGGUGCUGAUAAUCCCUCCGCGUCGAUAUCAGAGUACAAGGGGUACAAGAUGGAGAACGUGGAUGUGGUGGUGAGCGAGCAGGAAGAGAAUAGUCAAACGAAGAAGCCGUUUCUCUUCGAUCUGAAUCUCCCUGCGCCGCUGUUCUGA